CGCGCGCGCCGGCUCCAGCCGCUGGGAACUUUGUGGCGCGGGGCGCGGACGGCGCCGCGGCUCUGCCCUCAGCCCUGCCCUCAGCCCGGGCAGCGCACACCCGCACGGCCACGGCCCCGCGGGCCACGCUCGCCAUGGCCGGCAUCGGCAUCGACCACUCCAAGCUGCCCGGCGUCAAAGAAGUGUGUCGUGACUUCGCUGUUCUGGAAGAUCAUACCUUGGCCCAUAACUUACAGGAGCAAGAGAUUGAGCAUCACUUGGCAACAAAUGUUCAGCGUAAUCGUCUGGUACAACAUGACUUGCAGAUGGCCAAGCAACUGCAAGAAGAAGAGGAUCUGAAAGCACGUGCUCAAAUCCAAAAACACCGGAAAGACUUAGAGCGACAGGACUGUGAGAUUGCUCAGGAAAUCCAAGUGAAGCUGGUAUUUGAAGCAGAGCAGCGCCGCAGGCAAGAGGAAAAAGAUGAGGAUAUUGCCCGUCUCCUCCAACAGAGAGAACUGCAGGAAGAAAAAAAGCGCAAGAAACACUACCCAGAAUCCCAGGGACACGCAGUCUAUGAAGACAGCUAUUAUGCAGAAAGUGGAGAGGCCCCCUGGGGUGAGCCCAGGGAGCAGGUGUGUGAGCAUCGCAGGGCACGUGGUGGUGAUGGGCGCAGGCCCCAGCAGAGACAGCCCCAAGAAGCUCCCUCACCGGUGUCUGACGGUGCCCCCGCACACGGGCGUUCUGCCUCGGAGCAGCCUCGGAGGCCUCCUCGGCAGAGGGAGCCCAGCAAUGGCCAUCAGCAGGAGUGGAUAUCAGCCAGCCAGGGAAGGUCCAGGAGACAUCCCAGCCUUGACCUGGAAAGGAAGGCUGAGCACGAUGCCUCUGAGCGCAGCAAUAGCUGGGAGCUGCAUGAGAGGGGAGCAGCCAGCAGGGAGAAAGCACGGAGACCUCUCAGUCUUGACCUGGAGUCAGAACGUGGACUUGCAGACCAGCACAACAGGAAGCCAACAAGGCAAGAUAGAGAAAAGCACCUUCCACUUCUUGAGCUGGACCUGGAGGCUGAGCAGGAGAGCUGGCAUCGGGGUGGCAGCCAGCUGACACGCCCCAAAAAACACAAACCUCGUCAUGAGGGCCGCUCAUCGCACAGGACAGUGCGUGACGAGAAGCUCCAUGAUGCUGAAUCUAGAGAUGAUCAUAGAAGUGGCGAGGAGAGAGACUGCAAAAGGGCAGGACACAAGAGACAUUCCCCCUCCACACAUGCUGUGACCCAGGGGAGGGUCAGAGACUACCAGCGACACUCAGGCACUAAGUUGAGGGGGACAGAACCAGCCCUGUAUGAUACACCCCGAAGGGAACAGGAGUUGUCUGAUGAAGAGAUUGCUCGGAAGCUGCAGGAGGAAGAGCUCCUGGCUAAUGAGGCAGAUCAGAAGGCAGCUCAAGUAGCUCAAGAUGAGGAAAUUGCCCGACUCUUGAUGGCUGAGGAGAAAAAGGCUUUCAAGAAAGAGAAGGAGAGAGAAAAGUCUUCCUUUGAAAAGAGGAGGCAUGAUCAAGACUGGAGGCAUGAGGCAAGUGACUCCACACGCUCGAGGUCAAGAGAAGGGCCUGAAACUCAGCGACACAAAGGUGACAGAUCUUCAAGGUCACAGCCUCUCCAGGAUGACUUUGAACCCGCUCGGUAUUACUCAAGCCAGCCCAGCCCCUUGCGCCAGGUCCCCAGACCUGAGCACUCUCCUAGAGGUUCCCAUAGGAAACAGUAAACUCUGCUAGCCUUUGCUUUGGUACUGACUCUUCUGUAGCAAACAUUACUGGAAUUGCCAGGCAACUUUCUCGAUUCCUCACCCAAAGGGAGGUCCACCCUCCAAUCCCAGGAUCUUUUCUUGAAGUGUCAUCGUAAUAAGGAACAUUGUUUGUUUCAAUUUCUUACUUGUAUGUGAUGACUUAAGCAGUGCAGUAUAACCUAGCCGCCCCUGAGCUGUGUGGGUCAACUAGCUGACUUAACAGCUCCCUCUCACAUUCUUUUGAGACUUUCCUUUUUAUUUUUAAGCUUUGGCUGGAGCUUUGAGAAAUAGGACAAAUAGAGAUGCACGUACAACAGGGAGGAAAAUCUAUGAGCUGGGUUAUGACAAUGCAGCAGAAUGUCAGAAGGAAAAGUCUUUUCCAUAUUAGGGUGAUGCAGCAAAAGAGGAUAAUAAAAGGGAAUGUGUUCCUUCUGUGCUGGGUGAGACAGCUGAGCCAACCCAACAGUCAUUCUAGGUUCUAGGAGGGAGAGAGGAUCUUUAUAGUGUAUGCCAGCAAAAGCCAGAACCUGGGACUAGUGAGGAAGAAAUUGCCUAUAGAACAGAAUUUCUUAAGUGCCCUAUUUCUUUCUAGGGUUUCCAGCAAUCUGGGCAGAGUGUGUAACCAGGCAUUUAGCUCCAGGAUAUAGAACAGAACAGUUAAGAGGAAAUACAGUUUCAACUGAAAUUAGACCUUGUGUGCAUGACUUUUAAGAGAUGCCAGAGAGCUGAUGAAGCUGUGAGUUGUGGACGGGGAAGAAUCAUAAAAACAGAUUGAAAUGCCUGAAGGGACCUCUGUGGUCACUUGCUUUGAGCUUUGGUGUGGUGUAAGCCAAGGAACUUCACCGAAGCCAAGUAGGAGCUGCUGGAACUCUCAGCUCAGUUCCUGAUGUGCCUGACUACAGUAACAUAUGCCUGAACCUGCAAAUGUCUUGGAAACAUGGGGCUGACCAAAGGAGGGCUACGUGGGCAUUGAGCAUUGAAUCCAAAAGUCUACAGUUCCAGGCAACUUUGAGCUGGACAGAGAGUGCUGAACAGUCCCCACAAGGCCUGUGCUGACUGCCUGUCCUCUGCACUGCUCCGUCCAGCACUCCAGGCAGGCUCCAGUCAGGAUAGAACUGUUGCUCUCUGGGGCACAGCACAAUCUGCAAGUUCAAGUUUUCUGUUUAGAUUUUCUUUCUUCUUUAUUUUUCCUGAUUUUAAUGGCUUGGUUUCCCUCUCUUCUGAAAAUCACUCUUGCCUUGCACAAACAAGUAGCCUUUUCCCUUGGCCCCCUUGCAUUUUAAUUCUUUCAUCUUUUUAGCUGGAUUUUUUUUAGCUGGAUUUUUUUUUUUGGCCAUUUUUUCAGGUGCAUUUUUAAAUGACAAAGCUAAGCAUCUGGAUGCUGGCUUGGAGUCUAUUCAGCCAGUACAGGCUAGUUACUCAUUUACCAGUCUAGUUCAUGGCAGCAAGCCUGGCCACCUGUCCUUGCAGCCCACCUUCCUUAAUGCCCAACACCGAGUCUGUCCCAACACACUCCCAUCUUCUGUUGUCAGCCACAAUUCUGCUCUGGCUUUGCUGAGGAGAGGAGGCAGAGCCAUGACUGUACUUGGCCUCCCCACUGAUCUGCUUGGGAAAGGAGCUUUGACGGGUCUGUAGAGCUUUGUGGAGAUCACGUGCUGGUGUGGAGCACUGAUAGGGAAUUGGAAGAGAUCUUGGCUCUCUGCUCUUGCAGUAAAGCACAACUCAAGCUCCAAGGCAGCUGUGAGGCUUUAAGCUUGGCUGUGGCCCUUGGUCAUGAUAGUUACAGAGACAAAUCUUGAGGAAGACAAAGCAAAUCCUUGUUCACUGAAGGUGCAAGGGCAUGUUUAAUAUGAUAGCACAAGCUCUUGUCUUGCCUUGACCAGCAACUCACAAACAUCCAUCUCCUACCCCCACUGGGAUGUUGGCAGCAGUUCACCACCUGUGAAGAACCAGAUAAUCCCUGAUAGCCCUCUGCUCCAGGCAUACACUAACCAAAAGUCUCGUAGCAUAGGACUUUGUGCGUUGGCAGCAUCCUGUUAGCUGCAGACAUUUGCUUCCAGACUGCUCACCUGUGUGAAUCCUUAAGUUACUGGCAAGCUCUUGCUUGCUGCUGCUUCUCAGGAACUAUCCCAGCCAGCGGCUAGAUUUUACUGUCCUUGCCUUGUGCCCUCUUCUCGUUCCAUCUCUGUCCAUUCAGAAGUGUUAACAUUGUUUUAAAGGAUCCAGAAAAAAACAAACCAACAUAGACUGUAUUUUUUCCUUUUAGUUUGAUAACUUGGGCCCACGUGGCAGCCUCAUCUGCAAGGAUUUUCUUUUGUAAAAAUGUAUUUUUGUAUUUCAUGUAACAGUCAAAAUUUCUACUGCUGAAAAUGCCUUUUUUUUUCCUGGGGGUUUUUCCCCUUCAUUGCCAUCAGAGUGUAUUUCUUAUUGUGAAAUGGAUGCCUGGUGGGGUUUUUAUAUACUAAUACUUCUACAAAUACUCCAGCCCAGGCCCUGCUGCUUGUAUCAAUCUGAUGUACUUGUGAAAACUGGAUUGGGAAAAAUCCUGCCAAAUCAAAAAGUGAUUGUGCUCUGUACUCCCUGUACAUGGGGAAAAAUGGUGACGCUCUGCACAGGGCAAGGGGAAAUCACCAAGCUGGAAUUGAGCCCUCCCUGGCCCUGGCUGUGAUGGGCUUUUUUGCACUGCUGUUGGCCCAUGUAACUUCUAUCUCACUCUAAUCAGAUGAGUCACAAAGGCCCUGAGCCCCCUGACAUCUGACAAACCUGUUAAUUCAGGAGAUGCUUGGGAGUAUCCAAGUUGUUGAUUUCAAUGGGAGAGUGAGGGUAAAUAACAGGAGAUAGAACCCCAGAUGAUUUUAUUUGGAAGCUGGUUAAAGUCUAAAGAACACUUCAGUGCCACCCUGGAGCUGCAUGUUCUCCUUAAUGGCCUCCUGGGGCCAGGCAAGUUCUCCAGCCAUGGCAGCAAGAAAUGAGAGCCCAAGGGAGGGAUCCCAGGAACAUCUCCUGCUUCCCAGGAUGCCUUCAGCAAGUGCUGAAUGCUUUGUGAACUGCUUUGCUCUGUGGCCUCCCUUAGUCCUUACCUUUUUAUUCCUACUACCUUUAUUGAUUUGCUGUCCUUUGUGUUUCUUCUGUUUAAUUUCCCAUAGGCCUUGUGAAAAGAGGGUCUCUAAAGUUUUCUUGGAAAGGGCUGACACCUGGCAAGUGAGAAAAAGGUCUAGGGAUGUCAGCUGAGGAAAGCAGGUAUUAAAUGGGGUAUAAACAGAGCUGUUCAUCUCCUAUACCCUGUGGGCCUCAUGCAGAUGAGAGUCUUCCUGAGGCAAAGGUUGCAACUGGACUUCCAUGUUUGGUAACCACUUUGGAAGGAGAUGCUGUGGUCCCAUCGAAGUCAACAAAAGUUGAGUGAAGAUCAUGGAUAAACAAGGGAGCCAAGACAUCUGGGGGCUCAGCAGCCAUGGUCCUGCUGAGAGCAGAGUACUUGCAGCUGGUGUAGGCAAGAUGCAAGAUCAGCACCAUGCUUCUGUGUCCUUGGAAGGGGGCACAAUAAAACUGAUGUUUUAGAAGGAAACAAUCAGAGCAGUAUUCAUUUUUAUUGCAGAAAAAUGUUUCAAUAACUUUUUUUUCCCUUGUCAUGUGUCACAAAAUUUUAGUAGCUUGGUCUAUGGUUUUGCUCUGGAUUUAACAGCAUGUCGGAGCCCUUGCUGGGACCCCUGCGCAGGUCAUUCAGGUCUUGCAUCCCUUUCUGACUGUGCAUCGACAAGGCAACAGGCAAACCCAUCACCAUGAAACCCUGGCACUUCCUAGUCCCCACCGUAGGCACAUCUCUCCAGCAGGAGCCCUCGCCCCCUCCUGGCCUCCACCCGAAGCACAGUGGGCUCCAGAGGAGCGGUGGAGAGGACCUGAGUGCCUUACCCCCAGGGAUGCUGGCUGGCCUCAGCAGCCUGACCUGAGCCACCUUACUGGGAAGUACUGGCUGCCUAGGCACUGUGCAGCUGCCCACAGCCAGAAGCAGUUGUCGUCACGCCUAUAGAUCCAACAGGUUCAUCUCAUCUCUGUUAAGGAACUUUGUGGUUUUGAACUCAGCGGGGUGGGAACUGUUAGGGGAUUGAUGAAGCCUCAUCGUUGAAUUACUCCUGGGGACUAGAGAUAGAAGUUCCAAAUGCUGCAGUCUGCUUCACUCUGUAAAAGGGAUCUUGUAUGUACAGUAUUUUUAUAUCUCUGCAUUCCCACCUAUCAGGAUUUAUGACUUUCUUUUACUUCAAGGAGAGAGGACAAAACCCAGACUUUUACUUUUACAGUGCUAGACCUUUGUGCAUUUUUAUUUCGUGCCAAAUGACAGCCACUGUUACAUUCUAGUGUUUUCAUUCAGUUUAUUGCCAUAGAUCAAUGUGUAUAUUAUAUAUAUUUUUAUUACCAAGGUUUUUAUUCUUGUUCAUUUUAACCUGUAUGCAAACUAACUCUGGAUUGCUAAUUUAUAUAUAAAGGGGAACACUUGGAGACAGUGUGAGGAUUCCCCUAGUUUACACUCUUGUAAUCUAGCACAGUCAGUCCAUGGAACUCAUGGCCUCUAAGGCAGAAUGAUCUCCUGGGGGUCUGUCACCCCAAGCAGAUGGCUCCUGCCCUUCCUCCAGGCAGCACUAGCACUGCAGGGCUCUCUCAGGUGCAAUAGGAAACAAAGCACAGCUACAUAGCAUAGGCUGAUAGGGGGCAGAGCUCUCUGUUCUCCUGCCCCUGGCAGCAAUGCCAGGGAGGAUGAUGCAGCAGGAGUUCCCAUCUGGGGCUGACCUUGAGGUUUACUCUGCCCUGUCUCCGUCCCCAGCCCAUGGAUGGGUGGCUUUGUCCCUCUCUUUCAAAAGGCUCAGUGCUUUGUUUUGCAGUUGCUUUGGAAGGUGGGUAUGGGAUAGAGUGCUGAGGCACAGCAGUGCUGCUUGCACGAGGUGUACCACAGGCAGCCUGGCUUGUUUUAUGAGAAAUUCCUCUUGCUGUAUCUAACACAGGCCAUAGUGCAUUUCUGGCUCUGGAGGCUCUGGCCAUGCUGCACACAAGUGCUGGCUGGACUGUUGUGCCCAGGAUGGCUCCAGGACAUGAGUUUUGUGUUGAGAACCUGCAAUGCCCUCAGCUUCGGAGCUGGAGAUACCAUCAGCCACCUCUUCCCCAUGGGUUGCAUAAUGCAAGGCUUAUCUGUGCAGUUUGGGCUCUUCCAGGAGAGUCCCAGAGGGGACAGUGGUACACACAAGUGAGUAUUCUCUGCUUCAUGGUAAACAAGUUCCACUGUAUCAGUGUUCACUCUAAGUAUUAGACUCCACGGUGUGUCUCCAGAUGCAUCUGUGUACUGCAAUAUAGUUAAUUGCCUCAGAGGAAUAACUGCAGUUGUCUCAUUUAGCUCUUCAGGGUAAACUUUCAGCCUGUCAAAUCUAAAUAGUAGCUGUGUGAUGAGAAGGAUUAGUCAUCAGGCUUGAAUUCAUCAGAGCUGCAAGUGUACCCUGUGUUACAACAGCUAAUCCCUACAUGUAAGUUGUGCACUGACAAUAAUCUGUCUAUGCAAGCCUGUUUUGUUUUCUUCAUUAUUUCGACUGUUCACUCUAAUUGUACCAGGUUUGGCAUAGAACUUCUGAAUGGCAUUUAACCAAAGUAUCAUGUCUGUGUGUGUGUGUAGCACGUUUGGCUUCAUACCCCUCAAUUCUCAUUGAAUGUAAAGGGAACAUUGCCUUGCCCUAUUUAGUUCAAUAAACCUCUGUAUUUUGUUAUCCACCCCAUCCUUCUGUCCUUCUGUGUGCUUUUCUGCAAACACUGAAGUGGAUUACACAAGAGCAAGAAAAAACAAUGCUUCAUUCUGUCCCUGACUCCUGGAGCUCAGCUGCUUCUACCAAUAAUUAAGUUCUUCCAAUGUAAUAGAUGUAGCAAAACAACAAAUUGAUAUUUGAUUAUUUUAUCAUCAGAGAUGGAAAAAAAAAGCUGUGUAAUAUCUCUGAAAGGAUCUGGACUGUUUCAUUUCCUGAGAUUGUGAUACUGCAAAAUAAAGCAAUGUCAUUAUUUGCAA
Messenger RNA from Colius striatus (speckled mousebird), 7797 nucleotides. RefSeq names its product coiled-coil domain containing 50 (gene CCDC50). Gene Ontology annotation, molecular function: ubiquitin protein ligase binding. The transcript is spliced from 12 exons. Lineage: Eukaryota; Metazoa; Chordata; Aves; Coliiformes; Coliidae. The record is from RefSeq and is a predicted model, not a curated record. Gene Ontology annotation, cellular component: cytoplasm. Bases 135 to 1739 code for a protein of 534 amino acids.